This is a messenger RNA of Hippocampus comes (tiger tail seahorse), 1063 nucleotides long. RefSeq names its product endothelin-2. Gene Ontology annotation, cellular component: extracellular region. Bases 424 to 1041 code for a protein of 205 amino acids. Gene Ontology annotation, molecular function: hormone activity; endothelin B receptor binding. Gene Ontology annotation, biological process: intracellular calcium ion homeostasis; regulation of vasoconstriction; regulation of systemic arterial blood pressure by endothelin. The record is from RefSeq and is a predicted model, not a curated record. The transcript has 4 exons. Lineage: Eukaryota; Metazoa; Chordata; Actinopteri; Syngnathiformes; Syngnathidae.
AACACAUUAGUGAGGGAAAAUCCGUCAAAUUCAUAAAGCAAGGAAAUGACUCAAUUUCAAGGCAGAGUCCACAGUAAGAGUCUAGACCAUGAAAAGGUGAUUCACCGUGUUACAGACAGUUCAACAUCAAUCAUUUAAUUCUGAAUGCGCAUGGUGUCUGACUGCUGACAUUAGUAAUCAAUGGUGCACAUGUUCAUACAAAUGGCUUACCCCUGGGAUGCAUCAUACUUUGUGUAAGAGCAGCAUAGACGUCACUCAUGAGUUAUACACACGCACGCUCCAUUUAUUCGUGAUACUGCACAAAACAGGCAGAAUUCAAUAGCAAGAUCAUCUCAAAUAAAGCUGUUGAAUGGCACUCUAUGAGGAGGUCAUAUUAUAUUGGAAAAAUAUUACACUACCACACAAGUGCAAAAGUUUAAAACUAUGAAAAUAUUUGCAAUGGACUGUGGAAUGAAUCGGGGGGGGGGGGGGGGGGAAAAAAUCACCCGUUGUGGUUCCAUGGCACCUCCAUGCAACUGUGGGCGGAGCUGUUGGUAUGACAUCAUUAAAGAGAGUGAGGAGUGGUUUAAGAGUGUCACACCAACGCAACAGCUGCACAGUGACAACACAGUAAUGACCACACAGUUGAGUGCACUGCCGACCAAUGUGUCCUCUCACAUCACCAUUUUACUUCUCAUCACACUUUGGGUGUCUCUGCAGCAUGGCUGUGGGCGCCCACUGAUGGAGGGCCAUGACGCGGAUGCCCAUCACGAUGUCAGAGCAGCGAAGUUAAGAAGCAAACGUUGCGCAUGUAGCAGUGUGCACGACUCUGAGUGCUUCUACUUCUGCCACCUGGAUAUUAUUUGGGUCAAUACGCCCAGUAAGACAACACUUUAUGGCCUCGGUGGCGCUAAGGCACGACAACCGAGGUCUGCAGGCAGGUGCACUUGCGCUAACCUCGACGACCUAAUCUGCACUCGUUUCUGCUAUCGACGAAUCAUUUUGUGUCCCCUCAGAGGUGUGACUAGCGGGUCCAAGAAAGUCUACAGUGCAUCAGACUGAGGGAAAAAAAAAGUCUCUGAGG